CCGACCGACUUAAAGUUCUACUGAAGUGAAGACGCAUUCGUGAAACAAUUGGCAUUUCCCGAAUCGUUUCGUCCGCUGUAGUGUUCAUCCUGCUUGAUAUACGCCUGCUAUCGUCUCCUCCUCCUCUUUUGAACGACCUCGAGCAUGAAGCUGGAUACUAGCGGCCUUGAAUCAGCCAGUUUCCUAUCUGGCGCGAGUAAUACUGAGCUACUCGAUGAGUUAUCCACUGCCCCAUCUUUUGAUAUUCCAAAUGCUACUAAUUUUGAUGGAUUUCAGAAAGAGGCUAUCCAGAUGGUAAAGCCAGCAAAGGGGACGACAACUCUGGCCUUCAUUUUCAAGGAAGGAGUCAUGGUUGCUGCAGAUUCCCGAGCGAGCAUGGGAGGAUAUAUAUCAUCUCAAUCUGUGAAGAAGGUCAUUGAAAUAAAUCCGUACAUGCUUGGCACAAUGGCUGGAGGAGCUGCUGAUUGCCAGUUUUGGCACGGAAAUCUUGGAAUUAAGUGUCGCCUACACGAGUUGGCAAACAAGCGCAGAAUUUCAGUUACGGGUGCAUCCAAGUUGCUGGCUAACAUUCUCUACUCUUACCGGGGAAUGGGUCUUUCAGUAGGUACCAUGAUUGCUGGAUGGGAUGAAACUGGUCCUGGACUGUAUUAUGUUGACAGCGAAGGAGGAAGGCUGAAAGGAACUCGAUUUUCAGUUGGAUCUGGUUCGCCUUAUGCUUAUGGCGUCCUUGACAAUGGUUACCGUUAUGAUAUGUUGGUUGAAGAAGCUGCUGAGCUAGCUAGAAGAGCAAUUUAUCAUGCAACAUUCCGGGAUGGAGCCAGUGGCGGAGUUGCUAGUGUUUAUCUUGUUGGACCAAAUGGAUGGAAGAAACUAUCUGGUGACGACGUUGGAGAACUUCACUACAAAUAUUAUCCUGUUGUGCAUGACACGGUUGAACAGGAAAUGGUUGAAGUCGCUGAGUAGAUCUUUUAACAAGUGGAUCCCAGGUUUCACGUUCUCUCUCUCAUAUAUUUGUACAGUUUUUUAAAAAAUAAACAUAUUAAAUAUUAUAAAAAUUCCCUGAGUCAAUGUUACUCCACGUUAGCUGAUAUUAUGUUGAUUCCAUCCCCCUAAUCAUUCUAGCAUAUGAUAACUUGGGAAAGUAUGAGCAGAGAGAGAAAUUCCUAAUCAUUUUCUUAUUCUCUGGAUCUAUAUAUAGAUAAUAAAUGCAAUAAUCUAGAUGAA
Momordica charantia (bitter melon) is the source of this 1224-nucleotide messenger RNA. RefSeq names its product proteasome subunit beta type-5. Gene Ontology annotation, cellular component: proteasome core complex; cytoplasm. The record is from RefSeq and is a predicted model, not a curated record. Gene Ontology annotation, molecular function: threonine-type endopeptidase activity. Lineage: Eukaryota; Viridiplantae; Streptophyta; Magnoliopsida; Cucurbitales; Cucurbitaceae.